This is a messenger RNA of Mustela lutreola (European mink), 3158 nucleotides long. RefSeq names its product storkhead box 1 (gene STOX1). Gene Ontology annotation, molecular function: RNA polymerase II transcription regulatory region sequence-specific DNA binding; DNA-binding transcription activator activity, RNA polymerase II-specific. Gene Ontology annotation, cellular component: nucleus; cytoplasm. The coding region runs from base 129 to 3095 and encodes 988 amino acids. The transcript has 4 exons. Gene Ontology annotation, biological process: positive regulation of transcription by RNA polymerase II. Lineage: Eukaryota; Metazoa; Chordata; Mammalia; Carnivora; Mustelidae. The record is from RefSeq and is a predicted model, not a curated record.
CUGGCAGCGGGCGCUGCGUGCAGUCGGCCGAUCCCUCCCGCCCUGCGUGUGGCGCCCGGACCGCCGGUGCCGCGCGCCCGCCGCUCCCGGACAUGCGCUAGGCAGGGGCCCCGGCCUCCCGCGGCGGCAUGGCCCGGCCGGUGCAGCUGGCGCCGGGAUCGCUAGCGCUGGUGCUGUGCAGGCUGGAGGCGCCGGAGACGGCGGCGGCGGCGGGCGCGGAGGAGCCUGGCGGACGCGCGGUCUUCCGCGCCUUCCGUCGCGCCAACGCGCGCUGCUUCUGGAACUCGCGGCUGGCGCGCGCCGCCUCGCGGCUGACUUUCCAGGGCUGGCUGCGGCGCGGGGUGCUGCUGGUGCACGCGCCUCCCGCCAGCCUGCAGGUGCUGCGCGACGCCUGGUGCCGCCGGGCGCUGCGCCCCCCGCGCGGCUUCCGCAUCCGGGCGGUGGGUGAUGUCUUCCCCGUACAAAUGAAUCCAAUAGCUCAAUCUCAGUUUAUACCUUUGGCUGAAGUUCUUUGCUGUGCUGUGUCUGAUCUGAAUGCUGCCCAGACCGUGGUGACCCAGGAAUCCCUGUUGGAGCAUUUGAAGCAACACUACCCAGGCAUUGCAGUUCCAUCUCAGGAUAUUCUCUAUACCACCCUGGGAACCCUGAUUAAAGAAAGGAAAAUUUAUCACACUGGAGAGGGAUACUUCAUAGUCACUCCUCAGACUUACUUCAUCACAAAUACAACCCCCCACAAAAAUCACAGAGACCUAUCGGAUGAAAGUCAGCGGCCGGCUUGCAUUACCUAUCUGGUGGGCGUGGCCAGCUGUGCAGAAUCAGCCAAAGAAAACGCUGCCCCCAUUUCCCAUUGUCAGUCUUGCAGGUGUUUCCCUGAUCCCUGCGCUCAGGAUGUAGAGGCAACACCGGAGGCUGCGGAAACGGCUAGAAAAGGCCAGAAAGGUCUUCAGGAAUCCAGACCUUUGGUACGGAAUCGAGCAGUUUCAGUGUCUGGGGAUCAUGUCAUCAGUGAAAGCGCCAAACCGUUACCAGACACAAAAGACAGAGAAAAAGGCAAGAAGUUUGGCUUCAGCCUCUUCUGGCGUAGUAUAUCCAGGAAGGAGAAGUCCAGAACAGAACACAGCAGUUUCUCUGCCCAGUUCCCACCAGAAGAAUGGCCUGUUCGAGAUGAAGAUGACUUGGACAAUAUCCCUCGAGACGUCGAACAUGAGAUUAUCAGAAGAAUUAAUCCCAUUCUGACCGUUGACAACUUAAUCAAACAUACAGUCUUAAUGGAAAAAUACGAAGAACAGAAACAAUAUAAUAGCCAGGGCACUUCCACUGAUAGGUUGACCACGAGGCAUAAAUAUCCUUCAAAAGAGGGAGUUAGGAAAAGGCGGGGCCGGUGUGGGAAGCCUCGAAGGCGGGGCCAUUCUCAGAGGAAGAGGCACAGAGUGGGGAGCCAGGGAAGUGAGCCUCAGCCAGGAAGCAUCAAACAGGAGAAACAUCCCAAGAUCCCUGCUGCACAGCCCAGCCCCAAAAUUAACAGCUCAAAUGAAGCAGGAGUUCAAGCACCACCUGCUGAGAAUUUAUCAGUGCUGGGUUCCCAUUUGAUUUACAAGAAGAGAAUCAGUAAUCCUUUCCAGGGCUUCUCUCACCGAGGGAGUCCCAUGACCAAAGUGCACAACACCCAGACCAGUGAUCUGAGACCCCGUCAGGCUGGACCAAAGGGAAAACCUUUCCAAAGGUCAAGGUCUUUGGAUUCCUCAAGAAUCUUGAAGAGUAAAGCCAAGCAGCGUCUUGCUGAACAAUGUGAAGAUAAACUGAUGGCAGAGUCCAUCUGUAUGAGUAACCCGACCGUCAAACCUCUCUGCGAUGACUUCAGAGGUCCCCUCUUAAAUUACACUCAGUGUAGUGUUUUGCAAAAUGGCGGUGAAUGUUGUUCCUUCCGGGAAAGCAUGUUGAGAUAUGAUGUAGACGGUGGAAAAAACGAGGUAAUCCCUGAAGUCUGGAGGAAAAGUUAUUCUCACUUCGACGCAUUAGGUGAGGCCGAAGAAAUACAGCAUGUCCUGCCAUCACAAGGUUCCUCUUUAGGCCAUGCCUCCCCUGCUUGUAGACUGGUUGAUAAAACAAUACACCAGUUCCAAAAUCUUGGUCUUUUGGAUUACCCAGUUCAUACGAACUCUUUGAGACAACCUGAGAGUCAAGACAGAGACUUAGAAGAAAUAGCAAUGAGAAAGACAUUUGUCCAGGAAGCAGAGACUGUGGGUCUAGAAGAUGAAGGGCUUUCUGAUGAAAACCAGGCCUUGGAUCAGAAUGAACUAGAAGAUGAUGAUGGUGCCUGUAGUUCAUUAUAUCUAGAUGAGGAGGACUUUUCUGAGAACGACGACUUAGGUCAAAUGCUGCCUGGCCACAUUCAGUGUUCCUUUGCAGGGAGAAGCAAGUGGAAUCAUUUGGGAAGACAAAAAGCGACUGAGAGAUCUCUGACUGAGUACAGCAGCAAAAUGCACAGGUCUGAGCCUCAGGUGCUUAAAGGAAAUGAAUGUUACAAACCCACCGGGUUUUUCACUAACCCAGGUGAAAGCCAAACACCUAAUCUCCCUGCUGAAAGCAGUGGUCUCAGUUCGGGGACUCAGCCCAGUUUUAGCCACGAAGAGGAAAACAGCGUUGCUACCUGUGUACAAGUGUCGGCCUCUGCUGAUGGAAGGAUAUUUGGUUACUAUAGCACGAGGAAAGCCGAUUCUGAGACUGAAACCCUGCAAGACCCUGUUAGUGACACAGGAAAGAAACCAGCGAGCUGGAGUCAGAGUGCUCUGAAUCAGGGAAUGAGAAAGCAGUUCACACAAAAGGUAGAACUUUUCAACACUUCCCAUAUGCCAGUGUUGGCUCAGGAUAUCCAACAUGAACACAGUCAUUUGGAAGGAACAGAAAAUCAUAGCAUGGCUGGAGAUAGUGGAAUAGAUUCCCCACGGACACAGAGUCUGGCAUCUAAUAAUUCAGUCAUUUUGGAUGAACUCAAAAGAAGACAGAAUUUUCUGCAGAACUUUGAAGGCACAAAGAACGGUCAAACACGCACAUCCAGUUCCUUACUACAACUAACUCCAGUCAUAAAUGUUUAAUUCUUAUUUUUCUUUUGGAUGCUUUUUUAAUAAAAAUGUACAGAUUAAUAUGGAAUAUUUUAA